Ostrea edulis (European flat oyster) is the source of this 6454-nucleotide messenger RNA. RefSeq lists its product as uncharacterized. Bases 1 to 3300 code for a protein of 1099 amino acids. NCBI's taxonomy places the organism in Eukaryota, Metazoa, Mollusca, Bivalvia, Ostreida, Ostreidae. The transcript is spliced from 11 exons. The record is from RefSeq and is a predicted model, not a curated record. Gene Ontology annotation, molecular function: protein binding; scavenger receptor activity.
AUGAAUGAGUGUGGUUGGCGUAUCUUAAUUAUAAAGAACGUCGAAUUUGAAAACAAGACAAACGAGUUCCAGCGUAAAUUGAAUGAAGACAAGCGCAGGAUCAAAGAGAACCCCAAACUAAUUAUUAAAGCCGACAAAACAUCUAAUUACUACGAGCUCACGAAUGAAGAAUACUCAACCCUCCGUGACAAAAACGUACAUAAAACGUACAAGAAAUCUACCGGUGGGAAAAUAAACGAGAUCAACUCUGAAGGGAAGCACAUAGCUGAGCAGCUAGGUAUCAGCGACAGAACCGAACGUAUAGCCGAAAGAGAAUGCUUUAUAACACUGAAAGAUCACAAAGAGAACUUUGAAAACGACCCGAAAUGCCGUCUCAUCAACCCGACGAAGUCCGAACUCGGAAAAAUCAGUAAAUCAAAUCUACAACGUAUUAUACAAACAGUAGCGGCAGCCACUAGACACAAAUUAUGGCGAAAAACUUUAUCCGUAGUGGAAUGGUUCGACAGUAUACCUGACAAGAGUUCAUCUUCAUUCAUCUGUUUUGAUAUCGUGGACUUUUAUCCCAGCAUAUCUGAGCAAUUACUCCACAAUGCUCUCAGUUACGCAUCGAAGUUCCAUCAUAUUUCCGAUGCGGAUAGUCACAUCAUUAUGCACACAAAGAAGUCGUUAUUACUAUGUCAAAACGAACCGUGGGUCAAGAAAGAAGCCAAAGAAAAUCUAUUCGAUAUUACCAUGGGCUCAUACGAUGGCGCUGAGUGUUGUGAAUUAGUCGGCAUCUACCUGCUGUCAGUGAUCAAAGCCGAGUUCGGUAGUCUAUUAAACGUAGGACUAUACAGAGACGACGGACUAGGCGUUACGAAAUGCAGCGCACGAGUCACAGAGAAGAUAAAACAACGUCUGUGCAAGAUAUUUGAGGAUCAUGGUCUCCGUAUCACUAUAGAUGCCAACAAGAAGGUGGUCAACUAUUUGGACGUAACGUUGAACUUACAUACAAGUAAACAUUCCCCGUAUUUGAAACCCGGCAACAUUCCGCGUUACGUACACUCCGGCAGUAACCACCCGCCUUCCAUACUUAAAGCUAUACCAUCAGGCAUCAAUCACCGAUUGUCAUCAAUUUCAUCGGACAAAGAGGAAUUCGUCAAAGCCGCCGGCAUAUACCAAAAAGCACUUGAUGAAAGCGGCUAUAAAUACAAGCUAACAUACGACGAAUCAGCCAAAACUAAACAGAACAGCAGAAGAAAUCGUUCCCGUAACAUCACAUGGUUUAACCCCCCAUAUGAUAGUAACUUAAAGGUUAUAUCAGAUUCCAUGUUCCCUAUGCAGCCUGUAUUUUACUUCCGUGUUCUAGCGAUGGCUUCUAUACAAUGGACGUACAUCCUGCUAUUAACUGGACUGGGUCAUUGCUAUGUAAGCCUAAGCAGAAAACAAGGAACAGUAGCUUCUCAAAGCUCCACACACGAGGGGGGAUUUGAAGCGAGUUACGCCAUUGACGGAGAUAGAACCCAGACAGACUAUCGAAUCUGCUCACAUACAGCUCUAGGACACAACAUAUCUUGGUUCCAAGUGGACCUUGGUAGCGAGUACAGUUUGGAAUCUGUGAAAAUAUACUACAGAAAUGAUACUAAUUGGACUCCAUACCGAUUUCGCCAGUUCUACUUAGAUGUAUCAAACAGAUCGGCGGACUCCACUACAACCUUAACGUCACAGAGAAAACGCUGUUACAAGGACAACACAACCGCCCCGGCCACGCCUCCAGCCGUGAUUGACAUUCCUUGUAAAGAGACGGCGAGAUACGUCAUCGUGGAGACCACGUAUGAUGCCCCCGAAGAUAAUAUCUUGAUAGAGACUGGAGCUGUGCUGGAGAUUUGUGAGAUAGAAAUGUAUGGCUGCAGUGUAGGGAGAUAUGGAGAAUCAUGUUUACCUUGUCAGGGUUGUUCAACAUGUGACAUCAUUAGUGGGGCGUGUCCUUGUGAUACCUGUGUAAAUGCUGCAUGCGAUCCAUUUAAUGAAUACUGCACCAAUGGCUGUAUCACGGGGUACUGGGGAAACACGUGCAAGUCACAGUGUAGCCAACACUGCUUAGGAAACACGUGUGAACAAGGAAACGGAACAUGUACCACGGGGUGUGCUGACUUUCGUUAUGGAUACACAUGUGAACACCAGUGUGGCCCACAGUGUAGUCCCCGGACUUGUGACAUGGUCACUGGAGCGUGUAGUGACUGUAAUGCUGGGUAUCACGGUCUAUUCUGUAACAGAGCAUGUAGUCCUUACUGUAAGUCAGGAACAUGUGAUGCACACAACGGACACUGCACUGGGGGCUGUAAAACAAACUGGACAGGGGGUAUAUGUGACAAAUGUGACGUAUCUUUCUUUGGACCCAAUUGCUCAAAUGCAUGUAGCGUAUAUUGUAAAGGGAACCUGUGUAAUAAUGUAACUGGUUCAUGCACUGAUGGUUGCGAAAUUGGAUAUUACAAAGAUACAUGUAAUAGGACAUGCAAUCCAAGCUGUAAAAACGGAUGUAACAAGAAUUCUGGGAGUUGCGAUAAUGGCUGUAUCGAUGGAAAAUAUGGAAUCGAAUGUUACGAUGUUUGCAGCAUUGGCUGUAUUUCAAACUGUGAGCGCAUAACAGGGAAUUGUAUGUGUAAAAGGGGAUGGCAAGGAGAAAAAUGUAGAGAAUGCAGUCCAACCUUCUACGGCCCGUCCUGUGAGGAGGAGUGUAGUCAUCAUUGUUAUAACGGGACGUGUUACGUAAACAAUGGGUCCUGUAUUGACGGGUGUACUAGAGACUAUACGGGCGACAAAUGUACACAAGGUCUGUAUGAGACUUCACCAGAAGAUCACGGAACCGCCAUUGGCGCCGGAGUGGGAACGAGCAUCUUUGUUGUAUUUGUAGUAGUUGUCGGAGUCGUUACACUCAGACUGAGAAGAAAAAGAAAGGACAGUUCCAAAGCACAAAAAGAUGAAAGAAAAGAAAGCAAAAUUACGUAUGAAAAAGAACGCACAAAUGCAAAUCGUCAAGACCAUUCACUUCCGGGUAAAGACCAUUCACUUCCGGAUUCACAUGUGCAUUUAGGAAAAAGACCAGCAAACCUAGAGACACAGGAAAUUGGAUUAUAUGAAAUCAUGGACAGUGGUAAUGAAGAAAACAACACAUACGAGAAUGAUGUAAAUGCAAAAAGUGUUGCCCCAGUCACAAAUACCAGCAAUGAUGCAUCAGAAGAAAAUGGAAAUGUGUAUCUGGUAAUCAAUGAAAGCCAACUAAACACUUCUCAUUAUGAUGAACUUCAUGUUCAGAAUUAAAUUGUUAGGUCAGCUGAGCCGAAUGUUCAGUUGAGCUUUUCUGAUAAAAAUCUGUCUGUUGUCUGUCGUUGGCGUCAUCGUUGUAAACUUUUUAUAUCUUCAUCUUCUCCAGAACCACUAGGUCAUUUUUUUUCAAUCAAACUUGGUACAGAUUUUCCUUAGGUAAAGGAUAUUCAGGUUUGUUCAAAUAAAGGGCGAUGUCCCCUUCAAAGGGGGGAUAAUCACGAAAAUGCAAAAAUAAGAUGGGACAUUUGAAAAUCUUCUCAAGAACCACUGGUCCAGCAGAGUUCAAAUUUACAUGAAAAUUUCCUGACAAAGUGCAGAUUGAAGUUUGUUGAAAUCAUAUCCCGGGGAUUUGGGUGGGGCCAUUAUAGGAGAUCAAAGUUUUACAUGUGAAAAUAUAGGAUAUUUUUUUUCUUCUCAAGAACCAAUGGAUCAAAAGACUUCAAAUUUACAUGGAAGCUUUUUGCCAUAGGACAGAUUCAGGUUUGUUAAAAUCAUAGCCCCCGAGAGUGGGGUGGGGCCGUAAUAGGGGAUCAUAGUUUUACAUUUAAGUAUACUGAAGAAAUCAUUUAAAAUCUCUCUCAAGAACCACAGGGGGAGAAAAAAAAUCAAGUUUACAUGAUUGAUUGUUUCAUGUUUUCCACCACACUCAACAAUUUUUCAGUUAUCUGUUGGUGCCCAGUUUUUAUUGGUGGAAGAGAGAACCCAGAUAUAAUGUACUUGGGAAGAAACUACCGACCUUCCGAAAGUAAACUGGGAAACUUUCGCACUUACCGGCGCGAGUGGGAUUCGAACCCGUGCCGACAGAGGUGAGAGGCCGUGUGAUUUUGAGCGCGAUGCUCUAACCACUCAGCCACGGGGCCCCCUAAGUUUACAAGAAAGCUUCUUGAUUUACAGUAGUGUAAAUUCAAGUUUAUUAAAAGCAUGGCUUCUGGGAGUAGGGUGGGGCCACAAUAGAGGAUAAAAGGGUAAUACAUAGGAAACAUCUUUUUAAAUAUCCCUUGGACUAUUUAAGUUAGGGCUGUAUUAUUCUGUAUAUGUAUUCUUUACGGAACGAUUUUCCAUGUGAUGCAGUGGUGUAAGAUCUUGUGACAUUGACCUGGAAGUUUGUCAUUUUUAAAAUAAACAUCUGGUCUAUUCAAUAUGCCCUGAACGAUUAAAGAAGAUCUUUCAUAUAUUGUAUCUUUAUUUUUUAUGACAAAACCUUUUAAUUCAUAUAAACACCUUUUGACCUUGAAUUUGGAAAAAACUCACCUAUUCAUUAACUAUAUAUAUUUCAAAAUCUUUCAUUUUAUACUAUGACCUUAUGACGAAGUCUGAUAAAUAUCUUUGUCCCAAUAUAUUUAUCAGGCUACGUCAUAAGGUCAAAGGACAUAGUAUAAAAUGAAAGGUUUUGAAAUAUAUAUGAUCCUAUCAAGGCAGGGCUUUCAUUUUUGUAUAUAGAUUUUUGAUGACAAGACCUGAUGAUACAAUUGUAUUUGAUUUGGUGACCUUGACCUACUUCUUAAAAAAUUUGCCCUAAUCAAUAUCUCCUGAACUAUUUAUAGUAAAGCUUUUAUAUUUUGUAUAUAGUUUUUUUAUGGCAAAACCUUAUACUUUGGUGUUUAGCCUUGUGAACUUGACUAGGAUAUUUGACCUACUUCUGAUAAAAAUCUGUUUUAUUCAGUAUCUCCUGAACUAUUUAAGAUAAAAUUUUGUAUACACAUAUAGAUUUAUUAUGGCAAAAUCUUUCAUAUCAUACCAUGACCUAUGACCCUGUGACCUUGCUCUUAUCCAGAACAGCAAGGUCAUGUCAAUCAUAUUCGUGUUGAGGCAUCGAUCUUUGUGUUAAUUCAUUUUCAGUUAGUUUGUAAUCCUUUAGGGCUAGGUUGGGACAACAAUGUAGGCUCAAAACUUUUUACUACCUUUCUUCAGAUUACCAGCUCCCUGUAUCAAAUUGUAUUUGUUUUUUAUUCGUAUUAUUGUUGUUGUUAACCGUCUAAACACAUGUACAAAUAAGAAUAGCAAACUCAUAUAGCGAUACAUACAUUGUUAAGACAGAGAGAGAGAGAGAGAGAGAGAGAGAGAGAGAGAGAGAGAGAGAGAUGGAAUGAUUACGUCUCAUUUGUUCUAUUGAGCAUCAAAAUUUUCAUUAUCACCAUUUUUAUGUUUCAUAAAAGCUUCUAAAUAGGAUAUUGCCAAACUAAUGCUCAAUGAUUUCUCAGUACAUCUUGCUGUAUAAAUAUAGUAUUUCAACCAAAGGAAAAGAGUAUUUUGUAUAUGCAUAUAAUAUAUUUUUGGUACAAAUUGUUAAGAAUCGAUUCUAUUUUCUAAGUGAAGUUGAAACUCAUGAACAGCAUCACGUGUCCACAGCAUAUAUUCUAUUGUUUAUCCUAUUUGUGACAAAAACUACACAUCUUAGAACUUACAUGUUUUUAAUUUUGGAUAGAAACGAGUUUGUUCUGUUAAUGAUUCUGUAUUGAAACCAAUAGUGUUUGCAGUUUGAUUUCUUUUCACAGGUAAUUUCUGGAUAUUUUCCAUUCUCUGUUAUUUACUGUAUACAGGGUAAUAUUCGCCCCCGUUUUAUUUUCGUCCGUUUCGCCCACGUUGUCACUGGGCAAAUUUAAGCGUUGGCGAAACUGUUUUCUCUCAUAUCUCUUUUAACACAACUAUGUCUGGGCGAAUUUAAAAUGGGGCGAAACUGCCUGCAGGUGUAGAAAGGCGAAAUAACACGGGGCAAAAAUAACCCUGAAUACAGUAUAUCUAACAGCUCACUCCAUCAUAUUGUAUCUGUUGUCACUGAAGAUUUCUUGUUUAAAAGAUGCAAACGAAGUUUGUUUUUUUUUUUUUUUUUUUUUUUUUUUUUUUUUUUUUACAUUUCAAUACUUUGUAUAUUUUUCUUUAAUAAAUGGAUUUGGUAAACUGUCAGAGUUACUGUCUGUCACUUACUUUUUAAUCCAAGUCUUUACAGCAUGAAUGAGGACCUGAAUCACUUAUUUUAGAAAGGUCCCAAAGUCGAAGAACCUCGGGCUUUCAAUUAGCGACAAACCUUCAUCUCUAUUAUGAAUUCUGUCAAAAGGUAUGCCAGACGAUGUGCUAAAUAUAGAAAGAAGAGCUUGAUACCUUGUCAGGAUGGAUAAAGAGCGUAAGAGGAAUAUCAAAAUCAUGUAUU